Molecule: messenger RNA, 2421 nt
Organism: Schistosoma turkestanicum
Lineage: Eukaryota; Metazoa; Platyhelminthes; Trematoda; Strigeidida; Schistosomatidae
Source: the annotation of a GenBank genome assembly
AUGACUACUGAAUUAUGUACAAUUUUAUCUAGAAAUACUACUACUACAACUACUACCAGCAAUACUACUACUAAUAACGAUAUAAAUACUACUUAUAAUUCUGAUUACACAACUAUCACUAGUAUGGAUGAUAUACUCGAUGCAAUAGUUGAUGAAAAUGAUGAAGUUAUUUCUGGUAUUAGUAGUAAAGAAGAUCAAACAGAUAAUAAUAAUAACCAUUCUACAUGUUGUAUUAUACAUGAUAAACUCUCUUCAAAUAGUGCGCCAUGUUCAAAUACCAUUGAACAAGAAUGUUUAACAACAACAUUUCAAUGUUCAAUAGAACAAUCUCUUGGUGCAUCAUUGAAAGAUACAACUAAUAAUAAUCAAGAGGAUGAAGAUGACGAGGAGGAGGACGAGGAUGAUGAUGAUAAUCAUACUGUAAAUAUUUCCACAAAUCAUUCAAAAACUCUAACGAAUUAUUGUCAUUCAUAUAAUUUUCUAUUAAAUUCGGAACACUUGAAAUCUGAACAAAUUGACAAUAAAACAACCGUGUUACCAUCAGCAUCAUCAUCAGAGACGAUCAAUGGAUUGAUCGAUAGAACUGGGUUCAUUGAUACUGAUCUAAUUCAACAACAACAACAAUAUCAUCAGCAUCAUUUAUUAAGUCAACAAACACAACAAUCACAUCCAAUGGAGAUUAGUAAUUUGAAUUCACAAAAAUCUUCUAAAUUUGGAAGUAAAACUAGUUUAAAUAAUAUGGAUUUGUGUAAUACUACUAAUAUUAAUAAUAGUAGUAAUAGUAGUGUUAUUAGUCAUAGUGAUAAUGUAUCUGUGAAUCAUAAAACACGCCAUUCAAACAGCAAUACUACUAAUAACAAUAAUAGUAGUAGUAAUAAAUGUAGUAAUAACACUAACAAUGGUGAAGAACGUAAACUGUUUGUUGGUAUGUUAAGUAAACAGCAAAAUGAAGAAGAUGUCCGAUUAUUAUUUGAACCAUUCGGUACAAUUGAAGAGUGUACAAUACUUCGAGAUCAAAGUGGUAAUAGUAAAGGCUGCGCAUUUGUAAAAUUCUCAACUCAACAAGAAGCACAAUCCGCUAUUCUCACAUUACAUGGAAGUCAAACAAUGCCGGGUGCUUCAUCAAGUAUUGUAGUGAAAUUUGCUGACAGUGAAAAAGAACGUCAUACAAGGAAAAUUCAACAAUUAAUUGGUCCAAUGGGUUUAUUCAAUCCAACUAUCGCAUUGUCUCAACUUAAUGGCAAUAUGUAUUCACAAAUGAUCGAGAAUAUGGCACAAACAACUGGUUAUAUAAAUCCAGUCGCUGCAUUAGCAUUACAACUUCAACAUGCUAGUCAAUUAGCCACAGUCAAUUUACCAACGAAUGUAACCAAUUUAGCAAUGAUUUCUGCAUUGACUAAUAGUUCCAAUGGACAUUUAGGUUAUACUCCGCUAUUGCAUCAUAGUCCACGUUCAGGUAGUGUGAAUCUAUCGCCUAAUUGUCAUACAAAUCCAAUGGCUGCAGCAGCAGCUGCCGCCGCUGUACUUGGUAUGUCUGGCCAAAAUCCUCAACUAACACAAUUAUCACCUCAAAUGGCAGCUUUAUCUAAUGUAAACAGUGGAUGUAUUGCUGGCGAUACAACAGGCAAUGGUAAUUCAAAUAAUAAUAACAAUAAUACAGCAGCAGCAGCCGCCGCUGCACUUAGUUCGAAUGCCGCAAUGGCUGCCGCUGCCGCAGCUGUUGUUGCAAUGGCAAAUGGCAAUGUUACAGGCAGUGUGAAUUCAAAUGGAACAACAUUGAGUGGUUUAACAGGACAAACGACGGGCUUAGGAUCUCCCGGGACUGGUAGUGGUCAUACAUUAGCAGCUCUGCAUGCAAUUCCUGGGACACACCAACCAUCAGUAACUCUCAGUGGUCUUGGUACAGUUUCACUUCCUUUAAAUCAAGCUAUAUCAAAUACGUCAUUUGGAUUAAACACAUUAACAUCUCCACUAACUGGACUUCCUACUGAAGCACUUUCUCAUUUAUAUCCUAAUGUUCCAACUUAUGGAUUAUCUUAUCCUUCACCGGUCACAUCAGCUUUAAAUCCAUUCGCUACAAUGGCACAUCAAGCACUUACCAUGCCUAUACAACAGAAGGAAGGAACUAAAGAUCUAAUAUUAACAGGACCAGAGGGAUGCAAUCUUUUCAUAUACCAUCUACCACAGGAAUUUGGCGAUCCAGAAUUGGCUCAGAUGUUUAUGCCAUUUGGAACAGUAAUCAGUGCUAAAGUUUAUGUGGAUCGUGCAACAAAUCAAAGUAAAUGUUUUGGUUUUGUUAGUUUUGAUAAUCCAGCCAGUGCACAAACCGCUAUACAUGCAAUGAAUGGUUUUCAAAUUGGCAUGAAACGUUUGAAAGUUCAAUUGAAACGUCCAAAAAGUGAUUCUACCAAACCAUAUUAA